AUGUUUGCUGACGAAUACGCCGAGCGCUUAAACAACGCUAUCAAAUUUGUCAAGAGCCAAAUCACAGGCACACCAGAGGUCGGUGUUGUCCUUGGUUCUGGCCUUGGAUCAUACGGACAAGAGCUUGCUGAACCAAUCACAAUCCCAUACAAGAACAUCCCAGGUAUGCUCGAUACUACAGUCCCAGGUCACUCUGGAUGCCUUAUCUUCGGCAAGAUUGGCGAGGUUAAGGUCCUUUGCCUCUCUGGCCGUUCUCAUCAGUACGAAGGUCUCCAUCCACACGAAAUCCAAUUCGCUAUCCGUCUUCUUGGUGGCUGUGGCUGCAGACUUGUUAUUCUUACAAACGCCGCUGGCACAUGCGACGAAUUAUUAGAAGUUGGCGACCUUGCUCCAAUGCUUGAUCACCUUAACUUCACACACCGUGGUUACACAGAGGAACCACUCGAAAUCAAGGACUUCUACCACCUUAUUCAAAACGGAAUGUACGAUAAGGAAGCUCAGCAAGUCAUCCACGACGUUGCCGUCGAGAGCAACCUCUCCACACGUGGCUGCAACUACACAUACAACAUGGGCCCAACAUACGAAGCCCACGCUGAAGUUUGGGGCCAGAAGAAGCUCGGCUGCACAAACUUCGGUAUGUCCACAGUUGCUGAAGUCAUUGCCGCCAAGGAAAUCGGCGUUCCAAUUCUUGCUAUGUCUUUCGUUACAAACAAAGCCGCCGGUAUCACAGGCAAGCUACUUACACACGUUGAAGUCGCUGAAGCCGCAAAGAAGGGCGAAGAAGGCAUGAAGAAGCUUGUUUCAACAACAAUCAUGAGACUCCAGCCAAAGCUCAAGGAGAUCCCACCGAUUGUCUUCAAGGGCGACAAGGGCCGCAAGAUCACACGCGCAGAGCCAUCAGCUUUCGUCACAGAAGCUGAAAUCGAGGCCGCUGCUGCUCUCUUUGGCGAGACAAAGAUCGACACUGCCAUCGUCCUCGCUGGUACACACUCUGUCCCAGUCGAAGCUAAGGUCACAGUCUCUGUCUUAGACCUUCCAAAGUUCCCAGCCCUCCAGCACACACGCGCCCAGAUCAAGAUCGGCACACUCGCUGGCAAGAACGUCGCUGUUGUUGACGGAAUCUACGACUACUGCGGUUUCGACCACUACGCCACAUACUACCUUGUUAACCUCUUCGCCAAGCUCGGCGCUAAGGAGUACAUCCAGACAUUCGCUACUGGCUCAUUCGGCGAACAAGGCGUUAAGUACAUCAAGGAUGUUAUCCCACUCUUCGAACGCCCAAUCGUUGUCCCACGCGCUAUGCCACACCAGGGCAUGGAAGGCACAGCCAUCGUUGCUCCAUACCACGGCCCAGAAUUCUGGACACCAGCUGAAGGCAAGGCUAUGACAGUUAUUGGAGCUACACACGCCACACUUGGCCUUACAGUCGGUCUCGAGAUCGCUGCUGCCCUCAAGAUGAAGGUUGUCGGUAUCAUCGAUGGCGCCUUCGAUGCUCACCUCCUUGAAGGCACAACAAUAGAGCAGAUCGUCAAGGCUACAACAGCUGCUGCUCCAGAAGUUGCCAAGCUUGUUGAAGAAUCCCUUGCUAAGGUUGAGAACUCUGGCGAGCUCAAGGCUUCAUUCAAGGCUGGCGCUGAGAAGGGCAUUGAGUGGAAGGAUGCUCCAUCCCACAUCGUCAAUAAGCAGGAAUGCCCAGAUCAGGUCAAGGCUAUCGCUGAUAAGCUCAAGGACGUUACUGCUGCCAUCGUUGUCGAGUGCGACAAGUCCGCUCAGUACCAGGCUCUCGAGAAAUUCUUCAACUCAGAAAUUGAAAUCGAGGGCAAGAAGCUCCACCUCGCUACAAUCGAAGGCAAGGAAGUUUACGUCUCCCUCGCCGACCGCACACUUCUUCGUGCUUACGCUCAGAAGAAGAUCCACGUCAUCGGCCUCGGCUGCGUUGUCGCUACACCAAACAAGGCCAACGAGAAGCACGAAGUCAUCCCCAACACAAUCAAGGAAGGCCAGGUUGUUUGCGUCAUUGACCACAUGAACAUUGUUGGCAUUUCCCCACUUAUGGGCUCCAACAAGUUCGGAACAAGAUUCCCGGAUCUUGCUCACAUCUACCAGCCAGUUGAGGGACUUGAGAACGUUGUCGCUUUCAACGUUCCAAGCCUCAACGUUGCUACAGAAGCUUACGUCGCUGCUGCAGGCAAGAUGGGCUGCGGCACUGUCAACCAGUUCGGCGCUGUCAACUCAACAAUCGUCCGCCAUUCUGAGGGUAAAUACACUCACAUCGCUAUGGUUGUUAAAUGCCCAAUGUGCGCUUGGACCAUCGAUCCUUCAAUCAUUGCUAAGGCAUUCUAA
Molecule: messenger RNA, 2343 nt
Organism: Trichomonas vaginalis G3
Lineage: Eukaryota; Parabasalia; Trichomonadida; Trichomonadidae
Product: nicotinamide riboside catabolic process
Exons: 1
Coding region: 1-2343 (780 amino acids)
Biological process (GO): nucleoside metabolic process
Cellular component (GO): cytoplasm
Molecular function (GO): purine-nucleoside phosphorylase activity
Source: RefSeq, a predicted model, not a curated record